ACGUACAAAACUCCAUGCGUAGGACAAAUAAAAAACAAGCACAUGAAAGGUCAAUGGAUUGUCUUUCCUUUCACCUUUGGGUCAGCUGUCGAACUUGUCAAUGUCAAUCAUUAUUGUAAAUAUCCCAUUGAAAUAUCCAAACUUAAUACCCCAGAAAAACCAGAUACAAAUAAAUUAAGAACAAUAAAUAAAUUCUGGGGUAAACACAAUUUACAAACUGGUAGGCGAAAGAAAAUGUUGGACGAUAUAAUAUUUUUUUCAUCUUUAUUGUUGUGCAUAUCCCUCGGCGGCUACUACAAGAAAAUAGAAGACGCCGAUUUGAAAAGGAACUAUGGAGCCGGUCUGGGAAUAUUAGUGGCUUGUUUGUUAUGUGGCCACUAUAUUUAUCAUACUAUUUUGAUGGUAUGGGGAAACAUAAUCAUAAUCAAGUGUUGUGAUAGACGCUAUGUCCAUCAAAUCAGUAUGGCAUACACCUGGUUAUACCUCCUCUAUCUCCAUUUCAACGUAUCAAGCACGGUCUAUGUGAUCUGGGUGUUCCAGACUAUGGCCCUUCGUUUGGUAGGCCUGGCAUCAGAAAUGUAUGUGGCUAACAAGGGCAAACCAGAGGGAAAAACGUCUUCAGUAAAAAUAAGUUCGGUCGACAAUGACAUUAAUAUGGAACCAACUGCUGUCGAUAUAAUUUCGUACGCAUAUUUCUUUAUUGGAUUUCAUAAAGGUCCAUAUUACAGAUGGAAAAUUUUUAAUGAUCAUUUUACAACUCCUUUCGGAGUUUUGGGUGACUGCAGGAUAAUAACUGAACAAAAACUGAAAAAAGCAUUUAUAUGCGGCAUUGGAUAUUCGUUAUUGCGAAUGAAGUAUUCUCCAGAGAUUUACUAUGACGGCGAUUUUUAUAUUGAGUAUGGGACAGACUUCAGAUACCUGUAUAACAUCCCUCAGCUGAUAAUGUACUUCCUGCAUUUUCAAAUUGUUAUGAUGCUAUGCACCAGUGUGGCAACUGAAACUGGCUUUGGAGUCUUCCCAGCUAAAUGUUUACCACUCCCAGGGUACGGGCCUUCGGCGCAUUUUAGUUUGUUGAAAUUGGCUGCAGCAACACCAGACAUAGCAAUGCAGCAAGAAUAUAACUUCUCAAUGUUAAAGUGCUACGAAAACGAAAAGUUGUUGAUUGGUCCCAGAAUGAAGGAUACAAUGAGGAGUUGGGAUAUGCCUACUCAAUACUGGUUUUGGGCGUAUGUUUAUAAAAAUAUGACUAAAGCCAACCAUGAAGUUAGGAGCGCAUUGUCCUUCCUGGCAUGGACAAUAUGGAGUGGUCCGUCCCUUCAGCAAAUUAUUAUAUCUGCUACUUUGUGGGUGUACGUUCAUCUUGAAGCGGAAUAUGCUGAUCUGUAUGACACUACUGGCGCCCUAAAAUUACCCUGGGAUAUUGGCUUCUCGAUAAUGCGGUUGUUUUGCCUCAUUUAUUUAACGCCAUGUCUUAUUAUAAGUGAUACCGAUGUAGUACUGAGAUAUUAUAAUUCAAUAUUUUGGGUGUAUCAUAUGGUUUUAUUGGUUUUAACUAUAGGAGCGGUGGUGGUAUAUAAAAGUAGAGAUGAGUGAUUUUGAAAGCUUUUUUAAUACUUAGUAUUAUAUAUUGCAUUAAUGAAAUUUAAUUGUUAUUAAACCAAUUAUAAUCAAGUA
Molecule: messenger RNA, 1674 nt
Organism: Manduca sexta (tobacco hornworm)
Lineage: Eukaryota; Metazoa; Arthropoda; Insecta; Lepidoptera; Sphingidae
Product: lysophospholipid acyltransferase 7
Exons: 7
Coding region: 43-1593 (516 amino acids)
Biological process (GO): lipid modification; phosphatidylinositol biosynthetic process
Cellular component (GO): mitochondria-associated endoplasmic reticulum membrane contact site; membrane
Molecular function (GO): lysophospholipid acyltransferase activity
Source: RefSeq, a predicted model, not a curated record